CACACUCGCGAGACUGCGCGAGGAGGGCACAAAUUGGAGGAAACAUGGCGACGUCUAAUUUGUUAAAGAAUAAAGGCUCCUUGCAGUUUGAGGACAAGUGGGACCUGAUGAGGCCCAUCGUUCUCAAGCUGCUGAGACAGGAGGCUGUCACCAAGCAGCAGUGGUUCGACCUCUUCUCAGACGUCCAUGCUGUGUGUCUAUGGGAUGAUAAGGGCCCAGCUAAGAUCCACCAGGCCCUCAAAGAAGACAUUCUAGACUUCAUCAAACAAGCUCAGAACCGUGUGUUGAGUCACCAGGAUGACACAGCGUUACUGAAGGCCUACAUUGUGGAGUGGAGGAAGUUCUUCACGCAGUGUGACAUCCUGCCCAAACCCUUCUGUCAGCUGGAGAUCACACUGAUGGGGAAGCAGGGCAGCAACAAGAAGUCUAACGUUGAGGACAGCAUCGUACGCAAGUUGAUGUUGGACACAUGGAACGAGUCGAUCUUCUCCAACAUAAAGAGCCGUCUUCAGGACAGUGCUAUGAAGCUGGUUCACGCUGAGAGGCUGGGAGAGGCUUUUGACUCACAGCUGGUUAUAGGAGUACGAGAAUCAUAUGUCAACCUGUGCUCCAACCCUGAAGACAAGCUCCAGAUCUACAGAGAUAACUUUGAGAAGGCCUACCUGGACUCAACUGAGAGGUUCUACAGAACACAGGCCCCAUCAUACCUACAGCAGAACGGAGUCCAGAACUACAUGAAAUAUGCAGACACAAAGCUAAGGGAAGAGGAGAAGAGGGCAGUUCGAUACCUCGAGACUCGUCGUGAAUGUAACUCUGUCCAAGCACUGAUGGAAUGUUGUGUGAACGCUCUGGUGACGUCGUUUAAAGAAACCAUCCUGGCCGAAUGUCCUGGCAUGAUCAAACGCAACGAGACAGACAAGCUCCACCUGAUGUUUUCCCUGAUGGAUAAGGUUCCUAGUGGGAUAGAGCCCAUGCUGAAAGACCUGGAGGAUCACAUCAUGAAUGCUGGGCUGGCUGAUAUGGUGGCUGCUGCAGAGACUAUCACUUCUGACUCUGAGAAGUACGUGGAGCAGCUGCUGAUGUUGUUUAACCGUUUCAGUAAACUGGUGAAGGAGGCUUUUCAGGACGACCCUCGAUUCCUCACCGCCAGAGACAAGGCCUACAAAGCUGUAGUGAACGAUGCCACCAUCUUUAAACUAGAGCUGCCACUCAAACAGAAAGGGGUAGGUCUGAAGACCCAGCCAGAGUCUAAGUGUCCAGAGCUCCUAGCUAACUACUGUGACAUGCUGCUGAGGAAAACCACCCUAAGCAAGAAACUCACCUCAGAGGAGAUAGAACUCAAACUCAAAGAAGUGUUGCUGGUAUUGAAGUAUGUUCAGAAUAAGGAUGUGUUUAUGAGGUACCAUAAAGCCCACCUGACCAGAAGACUGAUUCUGGAUAUCUCAGCCGACAGCGAGAUCGAAGAGAACAUGGUGGAGUGGCUCAGGGAGGUGGGGAUGCCUGCAGACUAUGUGAAUAAGCUGGCCAGGAUGUUCCAGGACAUUAAAGUAUCGGACGAUCUCAACCAGGUCUUCAAGGAAAUGCACAAACACAACAAGCUGGCUCUACCAGCUGACAGUGUGAAUAUAAAGAUCCUGAAUGCAGGGGCGUGGUCGAGGAGCAGUGAGAAGGUGUUUGUGUCUCUGCCUACUGAGCUGGAGGAUCUGAUCCCAGAGGUAGAAGACUUCUACAAGAGGAACCACAGCGGGAGGAAACUACACUGGCACCACCUCAUGUCCAAUGGCAUCAUCACCUUCAAGAACGAAAUGGGUCAUUAUGACCUUGAGGUCACAACCUUUCAGCUGGCAGUCCUAUUCGCCUGGAACCAGCGGCCGCGGGAGCGAAUCAGCUUUGAGAACCUUAAAUUGGCCACUGAGCUGCCCGAUGCUGAGCUACGACGCACACUCUGGUCUCUGGUAGCGUUCCCUAAGCUGAAGAGACAGGUGUUGUCCUAUGAGCCUUCAGUCUCCUCCCCUAAAGACUUCACAGACAGCACCCUGUUCUAUGUCAACCAGGACUUCUCUCUCAUUAAAAACUCCAAGGUCCAGAAAAGAGGCAAGAUUAAUCUGAUUGGUCGACUGCAGCUGACCACGGAGCGAAUGAGAGAGGAGGAGAACGAGGGCAUCGUCCAGCUGAGAAUAUUAAGAACCCAGGAGGCCAUCAUCCAGAUUAUGAAAAUGAGGAAGAGGAUCAGUAAUGCCCAGCUACAGACAGAGCUGGUAGAGAUCCUCAAGAACAUGUUCCUGCCCCAGAAGAAGAUGAUCAAGGAACAGAUCGAGUGGCUCAUCGAACACAAAUACAUCAAACGGGACGAGACUGACAUCAACACCUUUAUCUACAUGGCAUAGAACCCCCUUACCUGGACUGGAACCACCUACUUACCUACCUACUGCUUGACCUGGCUGAACCCUCGCUGCUGCAGGAGGAAGAGGAAACACAAGAAGAGGAGGAAGGGAGGAGUGGUUGUUUCAGAAGAAGGAGGCUGUCUCUCUGUGGCCGGAGGGGGUGGGCCGGGCCGGUUGGUUGGUUGUACGAGAUAGAUGGUGUAGUCUUCAGACUGUGGCGCCCCCCGGGGGCCUGGAGGAGGAGGACAGUGGGGCUGACUGACGGUCUCAGUAUCACAGUAGUGACAUUAUUAACUAAAUAAACUCUCCCUCCUUACGCAGUCCGCACACAGACAGACAGGAGGGCUAACGGACUAGUAGUCUAUAUCAUUAUGGAGUGGACACGGAGAGGAGUGUAUUUUGCCAAAUGUAAUGUGUGUGUGUAUGUGUGUCUGCACCACGACAUCUUGCUGCUCUGUGGAAGUCUUGCAAUCACCUGACGACCCGUCACGUGUGUGUGUGUGUGUGUGUGUGUGUCACGUUUCCCUCCAGAUCCAUCCCCCACCCCCCAACUGCCACACCUCUCAGAGAGGAUCAUGGCUCCUCACAUAUCAGCCAGUCGCUGGGUGAGAACAAACGAGAACAUCAGCACUUUUCUGUUUCCUACCUUGUAGGUCAGUGUGUCUGAAUGUCUUGAUAUAUCACUUUCAUUCUCCUUUUCAAUGCUCAUCUUUAUUUUUGUGAACACUUGUGUGUUGUGUGUAUCGUUUGUUAAAUGCUGCACAGCGUCGUCCAAUUGAUCGAAGUCACAAAUUCUCUCUAGCGAUCUUUGAUUCUCCUGUACCUUUCCUCUUCUUUCUCCCUCUCGCGCUCCCCCACCCAUAGCCAGUGCAGGACAGGACAUGACAGGUGUAUUGUUGUCAGACCAUGAGAGGGUGUCAUGAAUGUUCAUAACCCAGGUUUCUUCCCAAAUGCCACCAUAUUCCCUAGGUACUGCAUUACUUUUGACCCUAUGGGGCAAAAAGUAGGUAAAAUUCCUUAUAUAGGAAAAAGUUGUUUAUAUUCCCUAUAUAUGGAAUAGGGUGCCCCAGUAAAAUUCCUCCAGUGCAAUAUCAAGGGAGCCCCUCCUACUGGAGCACUUCCUGUGGUGAGAGGUCAUGUUGCUAAAGCAACGGCACUGCAGUGUUGCUAUUAAUGUACCCUACACACCACCUUUUACAGAAGACUGUGUGUUGCAGUAUGAUAUGAGGGGUGAGGAUGGAAGAAGCAGAAAAGUAUUGGGGGCGUGUUGGGUUGACUUGUUUAUUUAUUUAAUUUGUAUCAGAAUGUGGUUUGUUUGUAUGCAAGUUUUUGAUAAAUAGGUCCGGUCUGUAGCAGGCUACUAGGUGUACAUAGUCACUUAUUGAUUUGGAGUAAUGGUACAUGAUGAAAUGUAUGAGACGACUGAAUAACACUAUCCCUCUUUGACUCUUUUUUUAGUUUGAAUUUUACUAUUUGCAUUGGGAUAAUUUUGUAGUGUGGGAAAUGAAUGUGGCCCCAAAUGGCCCCCUAUUCCCUAAAUAGUGCAUUCUUUUUGACCAGGGCCCAUAGUGCACGACUUUUGAGCAGAGCCCCUAUGUAGGGAAUAUGGUGCCAUUUGGGAUGCAGCCUAGGUGGCAAUAUCCUCUUUUCUCUGAAUUGAAUGCAACCACAUUGGAAUCAAUUUAGACACCUCAAGACAAAGUGAUUGUCAGAUGAUGGAAAUAUUACUUGGGAUUUAGCAGUUAUGAAUUGUUUGGUCAUGAUGUCAUGGCUUUACUUAAUCCUACCAUGUUUAAUUCAUACACGCUACAUACCUACCCAGCACCGUAUAGUCCACCGUUCUACAGUGGAGGACACCUAUGAGAAACUCACGUACACACAUUGACUAUUGCCAAAACAGUUAAUAGUUUAUUCUAUCAGGUAAUGUAAUGUGUGGAUAAUUCUUCUACUACCUGUCAACUGUUGGCAAUAAGAGGCUCUCCUUCACGUGAUCCAGUUACAUUUCUCAACAGACUGACUAAUUCAACUUUUGAACAGUUACUCUGAAGGAUAUCUAUCACUUUGUGAAUAAAUAGUGUGUGUUAAUGUCAUCAUUGACAGUUUAUGCAGUUAUAUCGUCCACUGAAUGACAAUGUGUCCAGCAGGCAGACAGGUUUUAGUACCAUUGUUGUUUUUCAUGUCUUCCUUCCCUGGUAUCUGAAAUUAAUGGUUACGCAUCACUGCUGUAGUUGUUGCAUCAAAACAACCUGGAGAAGAAGGCUGUCCCCCAAAUGACACCCUAUUUCCUAUUUAGUGCACUACUUUUGACCAGGGCCAAUAGGGCUCUGGUCAAAAGUAGUGCACUAUAUAAGGAAUAAGGUGUCAUUUGGAACGUAGACAAAGUGUUAUUACAUUUAAAUAAUUUAGCAGACGCUCUUAUCCAGAGCGGCUUACAAUUAGUGCAUUCUUCUUAAGAUACAUAAAGUACAUUACGUUACUCUGAUAAUAUAACUCACUCUGAUACACUUAGCUAUUCUCUGGAUUUUAGCCAUGUUCAACAAUGUUUUAAGAUGACACAAUUUAGGUCACUAUGAGUAACAACAAAUGAACAGUAUUAAUUAAACUAUGACUUGAAUUACUUGUAACAAUUCAUGUUUUUCUCUCUGCACAGAAAUGUCAGAUAGAGCAGCUCUUAUUGUGUCAAGAGACUAGACUGACAUCUUGCUUCAGUUGAAUGUGUUUAAGUGUGGUUGUGAUGAUGAUGGUAGACAGAUGGGUAAUCAUAAGACAUGUAUCUCUCCCUCCCUCUUCCUCUCCUUCCCUACUUGCAUAUCUGGAGCCUUGAGUGAAAACUUGAAAAACUAGGUUUUAUCAAUCAUAACAUUACCAGAUGAAUGUGUGUCCCUACUUUGAGUACAGAUAUAAUGCUGUACAUUGUUUGAAUGGGAGUAUUCUGACUGUCGGACUCAACUACUUUGAUGUGCUGCAUUAUUUUUUUUAUUUUUUGUUUGUGACUCUUUUUUUUGUUGUCUAAUUUAUUUCCUGGCAAAUAAAAACUAUUGUAAAGAGA
Messenger RNA from Coregonus clupeaformis (lake whitefish), 5433 nucleotides. Its product is annotated as cullin-5-like. The record is from RefSeq and is a predicted model, not a curated record. Gene Ontology annotation, molecular function: ubiquitin protein ligase binding. The transcript has 19 exons. NCBI's taxonomy places the organism in Eukaryota, Metazoa, Chordata, Actinopteri, Salmoniformes, Salmonidae. Bases 45 to 2387 code for a protein of 780 amino acids. Gene Ontology annotation, biological process: SCF-dependent proteasomal ubiquitin-dependent protein catabolic process; protein ubiquitination. Gene Ontology annotation, cellular component: Cul5-RING ubiquitin ligase complex; SCF ubiquitin ligase complex.